AUGGAACUUGGUUUGAGCUUGGGAGAUUCAACAAAACCAUUUGAAUUCUUGACAAAGAAUCAAGAGCUUACCAACAACACUGUUGGUGAAUUGGCAAAAUCAAUAGGGACUGAAGGGCUAGUUGCUAGGCAAGUGGUGGAUAUGGCCUCAACUGCGGUCUCCAUUGUCGGAAUGGAAGAGCUAGAGUUCAUUCAUCUCCACAAGACCGCUACAUUGCUGGAGGCAGCAAUGGUGCCUGGGGCUAUUCUCGGCGGGGGUGAUGCGGCAAAGGUUGAGAAAUUGAGAAAAUUCGCGAGUUUUGGGUUGUUGUUUCAUGUGGUGGAUGAUAUUCUUGAUGUUACAAAGUCUUCUCAUGGGUCUGCAUAG
Messenger RNA from Ilex paraguariensis (yerba mate), 366 nucleotides. The record is from the annotation of a GenBank genome assembly. Lineage: Eukaryota; Viridiplantae; Streptophyta; Magnoliopsida; Aquifoliales; Aquifoliaceae.